Molecule: messenger RNA, 3759 nt
Organism: Penicillium brevicompactum
Lineage: Eukaryota; Fungi; Ascomycota; Eurotiomycetes; Eurotiales; Aspergillaceae
Gene: ncr1
Product: sphingolipid transporter NCR1
Exons: 4
Coding region: 1-3759 (1252 amino acids)
Cellular component (GO): membrane
Source: RefSeq, a predicted model, not a curated record
AUGCGACUACCGGGUGCCAUUGCGACGAUCGUUGGAUUAGGCUCUCUUGCACCCACCCUAGUGGGAGCGCAGGGUGAGACCAAAAUUCACGAGAAAGGUCGCUGCGCUAUUCGCGGUCAUUGUGGGAAGCAAUCUAUAUUCGGUGGAGAGCUGCCCUGCCCUGAUAAUGACCUGGCGCAGCAACCGGAGGACUCCGUGCGAGAGAAACUGGUGAACCUCUGCGGUAGCAAGUGGAGCGAGGGGCCAGUUUGUUGCCGUGAUGAACAGAUUGACGCGCUCGGGCGAAACCUCAAACUUGCUGAAGGAAUCAUAGCAUCAUGUCCAGCGUGCCGAGACAACUUCUUCAACAUAUUCUGUACAUUCACAUGCUCCCCGGAUCAGUCGCUAUUUGUCAAUGUCACGGAAACAGAAGAACACGGCUCUGGAAAGCGGUUGGUGACUGAGAUUGACAACAUUUGGUCUGAAGAAUAUCAACGCGGGUUCUACGAUAGUUGCAAGAAUGUCAAAAACGGUGCCUCGGGUGGCAAAGCUAUCGAUUUCAUCGGCGGUGGUGCAAAGGAUCACACGGCAUUCAUGAAGUUCUUGGGCGAUAAGAAAUUCCUUGGGAGUCCGUUCCAAAUUAACUACCACACAGAGCCUACCGGCCCCGACCCGCAAGGUAUGGAGGCUUUGCCAAUGAGCCCGAAGGCCUGCAACGACCCCGACAAGAACUUCCGCUGCUCGUGUGUUGAUUGCCCUGACGUCUGCCCUGAGUUACCUGCUAUCUCUCCCCCGAAGGCAUGCCACGUAGGACUUCUGCCGUGCUUGUCUUUCGCUGUCAUAAUUGUGUACUCCGCAUUCUUGCUCUUCGUCAUGGCUCUUGCCAGCUAUGUCACAUACAAGGAGCGCCGGUUUCGCAAACCAGAGCGGGUACGCCUGCUGCAGGAUCCUACACCGAGUGAUGAUGAAGAUGAGGGCGAUAUCGUGCGGCGCGGCGGAUACAUGGAGCAGCCGCAGGGGGCUAUCACAAUAUCGUCCAGCAUCGUUGUCGUGGCUGUAAUGAGCUUAGGAUGGCUUCGCUUUGCUGUUGAAACGGAUCCGGUACGUCUGUGGGUGAGUCCAUCUUCUGCUGCUGCACAGGAGAAGGACUUCUUCGAUCAAAACUUUGGUCCGUUCUUCCGAGCGGAGCAGGCUUUCUUGGUGAAUGAUCGCCCCUCAAACGACACCCGUCCGCUCUUGGAUUAUGAGACCCUUGUUUGGUGGUUCGAGGUCGAGACUCGCGUCAGACGGAUGAUCUCUCUUGACCAGGGCCUCAAUCUAGAAGAUGUUUGCUUCAAGCCAACUGGAGAUGCAUGUGUCGUGCAAUCUCUCACUGGUUACUUCGGGGGCGAUGUUUCGAACCUUGACCCAGAUACAUGGCAGAACCGCUUAACACAGUGCACGGAGUCACCAGGAGAUCUAAGUUGUCUCCCUGAUUUCUCACAGCCUCUGAAGCCUGAGAUGAUCCUCGGUGGCUAUGGGGACACAGGCAAUGUGUUAGAUGCCCAGGCUCUCGUCGUGACUUGGGUGGUGAACAAUCAUGCCCAAGGUUCGAAAGAGGAGAAGAAGGCUAUGGCAUGGGAAGACAGCUUCCAAGGCGUCCUUCAGGACGUUCAAGAAGAAGCUUCCCAACGAGGUCUCCGCGUGUCGUUCAACUCUGAAGUCAGCUUGGAACAAGAACUAAACAAGUCCACAAACACAGACGCAAAGAUCAUUGUUAUCAGCUAUCUGAUCAUGUUCUUAUACGCCUCAAUUGCGCUGGGCUCGGCGACUGUUACGUGGAGAUCUCUACUGACCAACCCGUCCAAUGCGCUUGUUCAGUCCAAAUUCACGCUGGGAAUUGUGGGUAUCGUUAUUGUGCUGAUGUCCGUCUCUGCAUCGGUUGGCUUGUUCUCGGCAGCCGGUGUCAAGGUCACAUUGAUUAUUGCCGAGGUCAUUCCAUUCUUGGUUCUGGCUGUGGGAGUGGACAACAUCUUCCUCAUCGUCCACGAGUUUGAGCGGGUCAACAUCAGCCACCCCGACGAAGAGAUUGAUGAGCGAGUGGCCAGAGCGGUUAGUCGUAUCGGUCCUAGCAUCUUUUUAUCUGCUUUGACAGAGACUGUGGCCUUUUCCCUGGGUGUGUUCGUCGGCAUGCCCGCUGUGAAGAAUUUCGCCGCAUACGCUGCCGGUGCUGUCUUCAUCAACGCCAUUUUACAAGUCACUAUGUUUAUAUCUGUGCUGGCUCUGAACCAGAGACGAGUACAGAGCCUCCGCGCAGACUGUAUCCCCUGUCUCACCGUGCGAAAAGCGAACUCGUUCGGCUUCUCAGAUGGGCGAUAUGAUGAUCAGGAAGUCGAGAGCCCCCUUCAGUACUUUAUUCGCCGGAUCUAUGCCCCCUUCCUCCUGGAUCGUCGGGUCAAGGCAGGCGUUGUCAUUUUCUUUUUGGGUCUUUUGACUGCUGGUCUGGCCUUCAUCCCCGAAGUUCCUCUUGGUUUGGAUCAGCGAAUCGCGCUUCCCAGUGAUUCAUACCUGAUUCCUUACUUCAACGAUCUGGAUGCGUACUUUGGCACAGGUCCCCCAGUAUACUUCGUGACCCGCCAUGUGAAUGUCACCGAGCGAGACCACCAGAAGCAGCUCUGUGGGCGAUUCACCACGUGCGAAGAAUAUUCUCUACCUUUCAUUCUCGAACAAGAGUCAAAACGUCCAGAUGUUUCUUAUCUUACGGGAUCUGCAGCCAGCUGGAUUGAUGACUUCUUCUAUUGGUUGAAUCCUCAGCAAGACUGUUGCCGAGAGAAUGGCAAGAUCUGCUUUGAGGAUCGUGUUCCUGCGUGGAACAUCUCACUUUCUGGGAUGCCAGAAGGAUCUGAAUUUGUUCAUUACAUCAAGAAGUGGAUUGACGCCCCUACUGAUGCCUCAUGUCCUCUUGGCGGAAAGGCACCUUACAGCAAUGCAUUGGUCAUUGAUGAAACCCACAAAACUAUUAAUGCUAGCCACUUCCGUACCAGCCACACGCCUCUUCACAGCCAAGACGAUUUCAUCCAGGCAUAUAUCGCAGCUCGCCGGAUUGCGGAAGACAUCUCACAUGAGCACAACAUCGAUGUCUUCCCGUACUCGAAGUUCUACAUCUUCUUCGAUCAGUACGUCUCAAUUGUUCGACUCACUGGUACACUUCUCGGGUCGGCCGUUGCCAUCAUCUUCCUCUUGACCUCAGUGAUCUUGGGCUCGAUUGCUACCGGCGCUGUUGUCACCACCACUGUUGUCAUGAUCGUGGUUGACAUUAUCGGUGCUAUGGCUGUUGCGGGCGUCUCGCUGAACGCCGUUUCUCUUGUCAACCUGGUGAUUUGCGUAGGUAUUGGUGUUGAGUUCUGCGCCCACAUCGCCCGUGCCUUUAUGUUCCCAGCCCGCCCUAUAAUGGAGAAAGUUCCAGCCAAAUAUCGCGGCAAGGACGCCCGAGCGUGGACCGCAUUGGUCAAUGUCGGUGGCAGUGUGUUCAGUGGCAUCACCGUCACCAAGCUUCUUGGCGUCUGCGUCCUGGCAUUCACUCGCAGCAAGAUCUUUGAGAUUUACUAUUUCCGAGUGUGGCUUGCUUUGGUGAUUUUCGCCGCUAUCCAUGCUCUUAUUUUCUUACCAGUGGCUCUCAGUUACUUCGGUGGAGGUGGCUACUUUGACCCUGCAUCGGAUGGUGGCCUGGAGGCUGACCUUGCUUCGCGUGGCUAUCGUGCCUCUCUGCUCCAUGACGACUACGAGUCUGAUGAUUAUUAG